UCCUGAAAGGUCUCCAUCAUUAUCUCAUCAUCAACUUCAUUUAAAGGUUACACUUUUCAAAACUGCAUAAACUAGUUAAGAAAAAAUCAUCCAAAAUUCGCUCCCUUUCCCCCAUUUCAAGCAGCAAGAAGAAUCUACAAUGACAAAGACAAUGGAAGGUGGGAACCAAUAUAAGAAAGGUUUAUGGACAAAGGAAGAAGACAGGAUGCUUAUGGAGUGCGUUAAGCAGCAUGGAGAAGGGCAGUGGAAUCAUGUUGCUAAGAAGACAGGCUUGAAGAGAUGUGGGAAGAGUUGCAGGUUAAGGUGGAUGAACUACCUGAGCCCCAAUGUGAAGCUAGGCGAUUUUACGGAACAAGAAGAAGACCUCAUAAUUAGACUCCAUAAUCUCCUUGGAAACAGGUGGUCUUUGAUUGCUAAACGGGUGCCUGGAAGAACUGACAAUCAAGUCAAAAAUUACUGGAACACUCAUCUAAGCAAAAAGCUGGGCCUUCAGAAGCAAAACAGUCAUCUUGGUGUUUCUGGGGCAGUGAUAGUGUCGGACACCAGCAAAGCCAUUGAAGAUCAGGUAAGUAUAGGCAGCCAGAAGUUGGAUGAGGCCUCAGACUCACAAGAAUCAGUAAUCAGCCAGGGUUAUGUCAACUCUUUCUGGGAAUCUGAUAGCAUCUUUGAGUUAAGCAGCCUUGAUGGAAUUCUGGGAUGGAACUCUUUUGAUUUUGCUUCACAUUUUUCAUUCCUCAAUGAGGACCAACCAAGUUUCUGAACUAGCAAGUAGGAUAACUGCUAUUUAGGUGACACCUUUUCUCUGGUCAUUAAGAGGUAUGCUUAACAUGUUCGUUUAUUUCUGAAGAACAUAGUGUCAUAGAAAAGAUGCUACACAAGCAAAUUUUUAUUCAAAGUGCUAACCUGAAAAGAAUAAAAAAGAAAAAGGAGCGUGGAGAUUACUAGUUA
Messenger RNA from Alnus glutinosa, 948 nucleotides. Its product is annotated as transcription factor WER-like. Lineage: Eukaryota; Viridiplantae; Streptophyta; Magnoliopsida; Fagales; Betulaceae. The coding region runs from base 140 to 760 and encodes 206 amino acids. The record is from RefSeq and is a predicted model, not a curated record. The transcript is spliced from 3 exons.